AUUAAGAGGUCGUCAAGUUGCUUGAGUUUUUUAAAGGAAUGCAUCACUACCUUGUCUUAUUACAGUUGCAGUCUUUUUUAAAACGACAUGGAGUGGGUCCCAGCGUAACUAUUACAGCUUAUGCAAGAUGCAAACAGUGCAGUGUGUUACUUACAGUAACCGUGUGCAUGCAUGUCUACUGCUAAUUUCCAGGAGACAAAUAAAUACUGUAUUGCAGGUACAGCACAAUCUCCUCUUCCACCUCAUCAAUAGCUUUAGACAUUUUCAACGUAUCGGUCCACAAGAAAAAAAAACAUUUUACACGCUUUUUUUUUUCUUCAGUGACAUCAUGGUCUCUUUCAGUAUGCAGUCUGUCUCCUGUAACUCUCACUGGCACUGUAAUAGUCUCCUGUAACCCUCAAUGGCACUAUAAAUAUACUUCAACCUGUGUCUAAAGGUCCCGUGUAAUAUUGCUCCAGUCUGAAGCUGAGCUAUCGACAGAUCUCAUUACAUUCCCAUCAGUCACACUGCCCUUUUAAAGAACAGCUCCGCUAUAAGCAGUCAGGUGCCAGAAAUCUGAACUGUCUGACGCAUUCAAGUGUUUGAAAUUAUGUACACAGGCACUCGCUUUCAUGGAGUCAUGAUGCUUGACGCUGCCAUCUUGUGGAAGCUGGUGAGUACUACACCAUGGUAGGGCGGGGGGGGGACUACAGCACAGCCUAACUGCGUUUGUUUUGCAUCACGUGAGGGGUGCGAUCAGAAUCGGUUUCUUAGCACCAAAACAGAUAAGCCAGGAAGUACCCUCACGUGACGGAGACCGCAUCUGCAACUUUGUAAAGUAGCUGAGUAUGGGCAAAAUAAGAGUUUCACGCUAACAGUAAAUAAAAAGGUGACUAUAUGGCUCCGUGUUCAGCAGGGACAGUAAGCGUAGUCCUGCUUCUCUAAAGCUUGGAUCAAGAUGUCUGCCAGGGAGCAGAGUGACUUCAAGUGUGUAGAGCUGGGAGAGGAGGCCGUGGAGCAGCAGCCCUCUAAACCUGGAGAACCAGCCGGGCCAGCAGAGAGGGGUUCUGACACCCAGCCAGGGAAGCCCUCUAAUAGGAUCCCCCUUACAAACCCUGACACUGUGCACGUCAAGAGAGAGCCUGAUGAGAAGCACAAUCUCAAGAGAUUCUUUGUCCUGAGACCUGGCGCUAUUGAACAAGCAGUUCAAGACAUACGGUCUGUGAUGGAUGAAAAGGAAGAUGGCAGUGUCCAAAGUGUCUGGCUUUUGGCUGAGGUGGAUCACUGGAACAAUGAGAAGGAGCGCAUUGUGCUGCUUGCAGAGAACUCCCUCCUGAUCUGCAAGUAUGACUUCAUCAUGCUCAGCUGUCAGCACAUUCAGAGAAUCCCACUGAACUGCAUCGACCGCAUCUGUCACGGGGAGUUCACCUUCCCACAAAAGUCUCUCGACAAGCGAGAAGGGGAAGGACUACGCAUUCUCUGGGACAGACUGCGGGAGCCGACCUUCGUGUCUCGCUGGAACCCUUUCUCGGGGGACUUUCCAUUCUGCACCUUCACCGAGCACCCAGUGCUGGGGGCCAGCGACAAGUUCACAAAGAUGUGUGCGCUGGACCAGUUCAGGGAUCAGCUGACACAGGCAGUUCAGAGAGCUCAUGAGAAGAAGCCGAUCCCUGGCAAAGCCAAUGGAGUCCUGGUGCUGAAGCAACCUAUCCUCAUAGAGACCUAUGUGGGGCUCAUGUCCUUCAUUGGAAACCAGAACAAGCUGGGGUACUGCAUGGCACGAGGGAACAUGGGAUUCUAAAUGCAGUGCCACCAUGCCUUGGCAACUUCUAUAUAUAUAUAUAUAUAUAUAUAUAUAUAUAUAUAUAUAUAUAUAUAU
This is a messenger RNA of Polyodon spathula (Mississippi paddlefish), 1858 nucleotides long. RefSeq names its product tumor protein p63 regulated 1 (gene tprg1). Gene Ontology annotation, cellular component: cytoplasm. Lineage: Eukaryota; Metazoa; Chordata; Actinopteri; Acipenseriformes; Polyodontidae. The record is from RefSeq and is a predicted model, not a curated record. The transcript has 7 exons. Bases 938 to 1780 code for a protein of 280 amino acids.